This is a messenger RNA of Myiozetetes cayanensis, 1036 nucleotides long. RefSeq names its product ciliary associated calcium binding coiled-coil 1 (gene CABCOCO1). NCBI's taxonomy places the organism in Eukaryota, Metazoa, Chordata, Aves, Passeriformes, Tyrannidae. The record is from RefSeq and is a predicted model, not a curated record.
AACAGUAUUUCUUCUUAUCCCAUACCUCUACUGGUUGUAGUGGACAGUGGUGCCCCAACCCCAUCCUUAUGGAAGAAGACCAAGAUCAGGGUGCAGUAGGUGGAAAGGAUGACCAAGAUCAAGAUGCCACAGGUGGAAGGGAAGAGCAAGAUCAGGAUGCCACGGGUGGAAGGGAAGACCAAGAUCAAGAGGCCACAGGUGGAGGGGAAGAGCAAGAUCAGGAUGCCACGGGUGGAAGGGAAGACCAAGAUCAGGAUACCAUGGGUAGAGAGGAAGAAGACCAAGAUCAGGGUGCUGUAGGUGGACAGGAAGAGAAAGCGAAUAAGCCAUUUCUUUCUCUUUCCCAAAUUACUGCUUUGUUAGAAGAAAAUGUAGAAGGAGUUGAAAAAAUGUUGGAAGAAUUUCUGAAUUUUACACGAUUGAAGACAUCUUGGAGAAAAGCUGUUUUAAUCGAUUAUUACAGUGCAGGAUUUCUGUGGGCUAAAGAAAUGAACUUCAGUCUUAUACAGCUCUCAGGAUUCAUGGAACUAUUAAAUUUUGUCUUGGGGAACAUCAGUGACAAACAUAUGACCUUAGGAGAUAAUUUAAAAGAACUGGAAAGAGCAAUGGCUGAAAUAGGAGAAACUGAUUCAGAACAAGGUGGUGACUUGAAUUUCUUCAGCAUUGAGCAAGGCAAAGCAAUCAUUGAUUACUUCAUUAACAGCUUAUUUAAAUACUAUAGAGUGUUUGAACUCCUCUUCCAAGGUCCUAGAGGACUUGAGUUAAGUGAUGAGCACCAGCAGGAUGUGAUUGAACUUGACCAACCUGCAGUUCCCUCCUCAGCUGCAGCAACAGAAUCUCAGGGGUCUGAUCAGGAGGAUUACCUGGAAGAGUCCUCCGAGGCAGAUGCUGUGGCUGGUGUCACUGCUGAAGAUCAGAAGUCUGCAGAGUGUGAAAUCCCAAAUGAAAUUAUUGGCAACCUUGAGGAAAUGUUGCUACAAGGAGAAUACAUAGAGAGGAAACAUCAUUUUGAGGCACUGCAGAUAUAAUAAGGAGG